AUGUGUGUAUUCACAGCCAAGCAUGAUGAUGAGCAGCCUUUAUUGGCUGAUGUGGAUGAAGCGGAGCCAAUUUUGGAAAAGUUAACAAUUUUGCUGAUGGGACAGCACGGGGCUAGAAAGAACACAGUUGGAAAUGCCAUUCUCUGCAAGAAUGCUUUUAAUUACAUGCAUAGAUAUAAAAGGUCUUACUGUAAAGAGGAAAACACAAUAUUUGGAAGAAAUGUUACUUUGAUCCGUGUUCCUGGCUGGUCUGAAGAUCUGAGCAGUAAAAAAAAUAAGGAACAUUUGCAAGUGAUUAAAGACAGUGUUCUGUCAGUCGAAGGUGGACCUCAUGUGCUUAUACUGGUUGUCAGUUUGAACACUGAACUUACAAAGACAAGAAAGGCGUUAAAAAAAUUUUUAGGUGACAGUGUUGACAAACAUAUUUUACCAUUGUCUGUGGAUGCAAACUGCAUUGAGAUUGAUAAUGUCAUCAUUGACAGAUGUAGAAAUCACUUUUUUAGAUGCAGAUGUAAAAAUCAAAGCAGGAAGUUACUUGAAACAGUUGAGAAUUUUAUUUUGCAUAAAGAUGAAAUUCGUUUCUACCCCACUGGAAGGAGAGCACCAACACCUGAAUUAAAAUAUCAAGACUUAAAAAAUCUUGUGGAGGGCCUUUAUUUCCAUAUCAUAACACUGGAAAUGAAUGCUGCUAAGAAUGAAGCUAAGAUACAGAAACUACAACGUCUAGUAAAUGAGAAAGAAAAAAUGCUGAAAGCCAAGAAGAAUGAGAUAAAAAUGUUAACAGCUAAUUCAAGUCUGGAAUUUCUGAAAAAGCACCGCAAAGAGCUCAUAGACCAAGUUGUGUCAGUUCAGCCCAUUGCUGAUCAACUGCAUCAAUUUAUUGGUGACCAUAAGUAUUCUUUGAUUCAACAAGCUCCAACCAGUCAUGACAAAAUGAGACAGAUCUUCGACAUAGUUAUGAAAGGUGGAAAAAAACUGCAGGAUGAGUUCUACAGAAGUCUUCAGAAAGAAGAAAAAUAUCUUCUUGAAGAUUUACAAAGCUUAAAUGAUUAA
Molecule: messenger RNA, 1053 nt
Organism: Trichomycterus rosablanca
Lineage: Eukaryota; Metazoa; Chordata; Actinopteri; Siluriformes; Trichomycteridae
Exons: 3
Coding region: 1-1053 (350 amino acids)
Biological process (GO): regulation of apoptotic process
Cellular component (GO): canonical inflammasome complex
Molecular function (GO): GTP binding
Source: RefSeq, a predicted model, not a curated record